AUGCUGCGCUCAACGCAUUUGUGGUUGCAUGGAUCAGCAGCGCGGUCACAGUCUGUACUUACGGCACUGCUACGCAUACGGCACCAGUAUCAGCGGCCGACGAACCCUCUCAAUCGCCGAGAUGCAUCCAUGCAGUUGAUGUCCACUUCCCGUGACCACUUUGUCUCUGCGUUGCAGGAACGGCAACAGUUGGUGGGCGAGGCAAUGAAACUCCUCCGAAAGGAAGUCCGUGGCAGUGACACACUUUCAGAUGUGGAUACCGAGUCGGCCUCUUUUUGCAUUGAAGUGGGAAAGCUGUUAAGCGUCGCGGCGGCUUUUGGGGCCACCACAACCACCCCUCGUGUGGCCGAGGCGCUGCGGUGGGUGCGGAUGAACAAGAAACAGUUGGUGUCCCUGCGGCAAGUGAUGUCCAUCUGUAUGCCGCUGCUUAACCUCAAGGAUGGCAAGACGGCUGGAAGACGCUUCGUGGUUGAGGAACUCAGCACACCGCUGCUGACAGCCUUGGAGACCCCAGUUUUUGCGACGGCAUCUUUGGAGUCGGACCUAAAACAACAUCGCAGUGCCGUCGUCUCCGUCUUUACUCUUGUGGGGAGAGUGCUGGAUAGUGACAGUGGUGAUGCGGAUGAAGCGAGGCAGGCUAUCGGCGAAGACGACCUUCGCCGCCCUUCUUCAAUGGAGGAUUCCUUGAAAUUGUAUCAAACGGCAUUGCUAUUUUUCACAAAAGGCGUUGAUGCGCUGCUCAUGAUGGUGAAGCGACAGCUUCCGCCGCUUGAGAUUUUUGAGUGUGUUCACAUACUACAGGCCUGCGGGCGCCUUGAAGCGGAUGCUGAAGACGACUUCGCGGCAACAGUGAGGGAUGGAUUAAAUAAGGUGCGACCAAUGAUUGAUGCGGCUCUUGGCCCAUCUACAGGGACGAGCAAACGACCUAGUGACGUUUGCCACCUACUUUCUGUAACGUCCAAGUUGCAGGAUGCACAACACAUGAGGGAGUUGUCCCGUGCUGUUCUUGCAUUAUUGCCUCUUGCAUUGGCUUCUGCAUCUGUGAAAGAUAUCUGCGUAGCUCUCCAGGUGUUGGUGCGACUACGUUCCAGUGCAACGGAGGUUACAGAAGAAUCAUCUAUGGUUCGGCGUGUUCUUGAGGCAGUACGUCCAAAACUGUUUCUUAUCGCUGAAACGCAUCCAGGCUCACUGCGACAUAUCGAGUGUUCAUCGCUGAUGUCGACUCUCUCCCGUCUUGAUGAAGAACUGGCGGAUGAUCUUGUGAAUCUGCUUUGUGGUUGUUUUUCCGCUUCCAUGGAACAGGUACCGCCAGCUCAACUUAUUCCGUUUCUUCAAGGCCUCGCCAGGUGCAGCGAGGCUGCUUCACGAUCCUCAGGUGAGGCACACCAUGUCCCUUUUUGGGAAGUUGUUCGUCUCCCAUCCGUGCUUCCAUGCAUUGAGCAAGCCGCAGAUCGUGUUAUUGCUUGGGCGGCGGCUGGGACCUUGACGAGUAUGGAGUCGGCACAGCUGCUACUUCUCUUUUUACGGCUGCGGUACCCCAGGGUUACUGCCGUCUACGAGGCCUUGGAACCAAAACUGUCGGUGACCGUCGAUUGCUUGUCAAAAGGCCACUCCGAUGAUAACAACGGCACUGAUGGUGAUGCUACUUGUAGUUCUGGUGAUGGGAAUGCAGUUGGCGGAAACGGAUUGAGUCAAGAAUUCAAGCAGAAGGCGUUGGGUGACACCGACGUGAUUUUGCUUACUUCGGCUUUAAUGAAUGCUUUGAAUGCUUACCGAAAUGAGGCGGUGACUGUCACACGAGAGGAGGAGGUAUCGCUUAAGCGUGCAGAUAAACUGUGUGAGACCCUGCGGCAAGGCGCCGUAGGAAGCAUCGCGCAGACUGAUAAUCCAAAGUCUCUCGUGAUGCUUCUCCAUCUCCUCUUGUCUGAAGGAAAGAAGGGAGGAGGCGGAAAUGCCUCUAUGAAAACGGCGGUGACAACGGCAUCUGUGACGACUCGAUCCCCCUCGCGUCUGUUGGACGCGGUGGCUGGACAGGUGUGUCUUGUCGCACCUGUCACUAACGCAUACGAGGUCGGGGCCUUAGCCAAGGCCGUUGGAGAAUUAAUGGCACUGGAACUGAUUGGGGAGGCGGAGGCGCAGCGGGCCAUGGAGGCAAUUUUGGAGCGGAGUGGAUCGGUUGAGUUGAACGUUUAUGACGCGCAGUCUCUUCUGGAGGGGGUUCGACGGGUGCGCGCGGUUUCCAUCCCUCCGUCCUUUCUUCACCACCUGGCGACGCUACUGCAGACGGCACCUAAAAAGACGACAUGGAUUCUUCGACGCCUGCUGCCGGUCUUGAAGACAGCCACACUGAAGCCCACCGUACUGGAGGCAUUGAUUAAACUGACGGAAGUUGCAAUGACAAAUGCAUGCACUUUGAUGUCCACUAACGCUUCAUCGCUGCCGCCGCCGCCACUUCGUGACAUCGCACUUCUUGCCCAUGGCCUGGCGCAGCUGUACGAAUUCUGCUCCUGCCUUCCCAACAACGUUCGACACGAAAGCUUCGGAGCAGAGUUGACUGAAGAGCUGGAGGAGGAAACCGAGGAGGAAGAAACGAAUUUCUUGAAUGAUGAUACUGCGGCUGAUGAAUCUGAUGAGUUUAAGCAACCUCUAUUAAUCGUGACAAAACAGGCGUUUUCGAUUCUGGGAGAUGUUGCCUGCGCCUCGCUGCAGCAACUUGGUGAUUCCAGUGAUGAACCAACCUUCACGCAGAUAUUACCGAAGGAGGUUGUUAUGCUUGUGCAGAGUUUUGAAAAAGUGGGAGUGAGGCAUCACACUUUUCUCUACGAAGUUGUCCCGUUCGUCCGGGAUAUGUCUUCGGCCAUGGAACCGUUGGAGAUCUCGUUACUACUAAAUGCGUUUGCUCGUCUUGGCGCAUGGAACGGGCGCGUUUUAAAUACAUUGGCUAGCAAUGUUGCGAAACAGGUAAGUACAUGUAGUCUGAAGCAGUGUCAAUCUAUCUUAAAGGCCCUUCAACUCUCAGGAUUUCUUAGCCCUGACGUCCUUUUUUCAACUACGGCGUACAAAACAAGUCUGGAACAGGAUUGGCGCCAUGCGUGUGCACCUGUAACACAGGCGUCUAUCAAUCCUCUUGUAUUGCUUUCAAUAAGCGUUGUGGAGCGUAUGACAACACUCAUUGAACAAUCUGAAUCCGUCCCUGCUGUGUUGGAGACUCAGAGUCUGGAGGACAUCGCCGCGGUUGUUCGGGUUUUGUUUUUUUUUGAUCAACCACCACAACCGGCCUUUGACACGUACUUUGAGAUGGCGGUGAAGUUGCUGCUUGCCAGGAAGCGUAUUCUGGACGAUGGCUCACCACGUAAGCAGAGGAAUUGGCUGAUGAUUGCCCUUGCCCUUAACGGUUGUGUGGGUAAACUGCGGCGGUACCAGCGUCAAUGCAUCUCUGCUCAGGCAAUAGCGUACGCCGUUACUUCUCACCAGACGGCUUUGGUCUCGCUGUCACCGGGACUGCGACUGAUGCCAGAGGAAAAGGUGGCAGAGCUUUAUUGCGCAUGCUGCGCCUGUGCUUUGGUGUAUCACGGCAAAUUUUCUCCUGAAGAGGCCGCACCGUUUUUAGAGGUUAUUUCAGAGAAAUUGCGGGAUGAGGAUGUGGCCCGAAAUCCUCGUCGUGUUAGUAGUGCGUUGCGACAUUUGACAAAGAUUUCUUGUAGGCACAUUGGGGCGCCAUGUGUCGUCUAUAGAAACGCGCUGGACUCGGCGCGUCGUCUUGCUGCGCUAUUGCAGGGAACUGUAGUCGAGGAGAGGAGUGAAAAUGCAUCUCUGUGCUCUUCGUCAGCAGCUGCGGUAGUGAUGGAGGUUCUUUCCAUGAGUCAUCUUUUGGCACUCCCGUAUUCGAUGGGAGAAACACAAGAAUUAUCGCAGCUCCUGUCGUUUUUUGCAGACCAAAUACGUAGGAACGGGGUUUCAACACUUUCAGCCGCUGAGGGUUCCGUCCUUGUGUUGGCCACAGUUAUUGGAACGACCACGACAACUCCUUGUCCAGUGAACGUGGCAUGGCUAGACGAAGUGCAGCAUGGCAUUCUCUUGAAGAAGCAGAUGUCUGUUCAUGAUGCAGUGAAUAUUCUUCUUGCUGGGGCGCUGUGCCGUAACGAACGUAUUGUGCGGGCAGAGACAGUGCAGUUAGCCUCGCGUGUGCUGGUGAGUCAGAUGGGGAAAACGGAUUCGACGGGAUUGUGGUUACUGCCCAACCUUUACCGUCUUACGACGGCGGGUGACGCGUGCUUUAUGGCGUGGUGCACACGACUUCAGGAGGCGGCUGCAGAUGGCGCUUCUGCUUCCGUUGCUGGCGGCGUAUUAGAGGUUUUUGAACGCGUUCUUCCGGCGCUGCUGCGGGCGAUGCGCUCUGCCUCAAAGGACGUCACACCAACGCUGUGUUGGAAGUGCCGGGCGGAUGUGGUUGAGCAGUAUCGUCGCCAUUCGCUGAAACGUGGGGAGGAUGCGGGGCUGACUGAGGUCUUCGCGGAACUGCUAGAGGAACAGGAGUUAUGUGUUUCCCCACAUUCCACCAACUAA
Trypanosoma rangeli is the source of this 4566-nucleotide messenger RNA. RefSeq lists its product as uncharacterized. Lineage: Eukaryota; Euglenozoa; Kinetoplastea; Trypanosomatida; Trypanosomatidae. The transcript has a single exon. The record is from RefSeq and is a predicted model, not a curated record. Bases 1 to 4566 code for a protein of 1521 amino acids.